CAUUUAAGAUGAAGAACCCUCUUCGUCUGAAGGCCGUGAAUCACAUCUCAAUAGUAUGCAAUUCAGUGGAGAAAUCUGUGGAUUUCUACCAGAGAGUUCUUGGGUUUUAUCCUGUUAAAAGACCUGCUUCCUUCACCUUCCAUGGCGCAUGGUUGUACAAUUACGGGAUGGGGAUACAUCUUCUGCAGUCUUGUGAGGCGGACGAGAAGCCCAAGAAGAGAGUGAUAAACCCUAAAGACAAUCAUCUUUCGUUUCAGAGCGAAAACAUGGGAGCUACAGAGAAGCAGCUGAAGGAGAUGAGAAUAGAGUAUGUGAAGUGUGAGGUGGAAGACGAUGGGAUCUUUGUUGACCAGUUGUUCUUCCACGACCCAGAUGGCCUAAUGAUUGAAAUUUGCAAUUGUGAGAACCUCCCUAUUCUUCCACUGUCUGGCGGCGGCGGCGGCGAUUCCCCGACCGCGGCGGCGCCUUUCUGCAGUAUGCAACAAGCGGAGCAACAUCAGAAGCUACAACAGAUUCAAAACGCAGCCGUUCAGAUGAUGCAGCUCCAGCAGUUGCUGGUCAGCAUCCCAUGCAAUGCAUGCACAUGAAAUUCCUUGGUUUUUUUUAUGUCGUGUGGCUGUGGUUGUAAAAACAUGAUCAAAGGGCAAUUUUGAGUUGGU
Messenger RNA from Cucurbita moschata (crookneck pumpkin), 659 nucleotides. RefSeq lists its product as uncharacterized. The record is from RefSeq and is a predicted model, not a curated record. Lineage: Eukaryota; Viridiplantae; Streptophyta; Magnoliopsida; Cucurbitales; Cucurbitaceae. The coding region runs from base 9 to 587 and encodes 192 amino acids. The transcript is spliced from 2 exons.